Vitis riparia (riverbank grape) is the source of this 2354-nucleotide messenger RNA. RefSeq lists its product as uncharacterized. The record is from RefSeq and is a predicted model, not a curated record. Gene Ontology annotation, cellular component: plasma membrane. The coding region runs from base 358 to 2016 and encodes 552 amino acids. The transcript has 21 exons. NCBI's taxonomy places the organism in Eukaryota, Viridiplantae, Streptophyta, Magnoliopsida, Vitales, Vitaceae.
GAACGACUGGCGGAAUCCCACUUCAAAACGCCUCCGCUUUUGCCCUUUUUCGAUUUUUUUUCUUGCUUUUCUUUCUUAAUUAUUUCUCCAUGUUCACAUCUCUGGCCUGCCUCCACUUUCCACCGAAAUGACCCACCUUGACUUUAUAAUCAGCUCGCUCUUUUUCUCCCUAUAGCUGUCCCUAGAGAGAUCUCUGUUUCUCCAAAUACAGCUAGUUAGAACAUCUGGAAGGGGGAAUUGGACCAUAUGGAGUUUUGAUACUGUCUAGAAAAUGAAUUAUGGAUCAAAGAACUAGAACAAGUUAGGAUGCAAGACUCAUUAGGUGAUCAUGGGGGGAGUUAACUGCCAUACAAUCAGAUGUCUUCAAGAGGACUUAGAACUGCUAAUGCCAUGUUUACCAGUAAGAGCUCUAUCUAUGGGCCUAAGGAUGAUGGGUUUGAGACUCGAAGCUCCGAAUCUUCAGUCAGUAGGCCUAACUUCGAGACACAUUUUGCUUCAAGAAAAUUGAAAGCGGACAACAAUGCUGACUAUUUUCAAGACCGAGAGACUAUGGAACUUUAUUCAAAGGCCAAUGCUCAAAAAGGGGAGAUCCUUCUUCUUCGUGAACAAAUUGCAGUUGCCUGUGUUAAGGAAUUGCAGCUUUUGAACGAGAAGUAUGCCUUGGAGAGAAAAAUUUCUGACUUACGGAUGGCAAUUGAUGAGAAGCAAAAUGAAGCUAUCUCUUCUUCUUCAAAGGAAUUAGCUCAAAGAAAAGGCAAUCUCGAAGACAAUUUAACAUUAGCUAAGGACUUGAAGGUUGUAGAGGAUGAGAGAUAUGUCUUUACGUCGUCCCUGCUUGGAUUGUUGGCUGAAUAUAGUAUUUGGCCCCAUGUCAUAAAUGCUUCUGCUAUUUCCAACUGUGUAAAGCUUCUAUAUGAUCAACUGCAAUGGAAGAUUAGAACUUCACAUGGUCAGCAUGGUUUUUCUCCUUAUAAUCACCAUAUAGAUGAACAGCGCCCGGGACCAUUUGAUAAUAUGUCAAGGGCGGUUGCUGGCCCUAUUAGCUCAUUUGACAAUGAGCCUGUAAGGACUGAAGAGAAAACCAAUGGCACCUUGUUUCAUCCUCCCAGCACUCAAGGCCAGAUGGUUUCAGAUGGUCCACUUCAUAAGUUCAAGGGCCAACAUGACUUUUCCUCAUAUAAUCACUAUAUAGAUGAACAGAAUUCAGGUCCAACUGAUAAUAUGUCAAGGAACGUUGCUGGUCCUAUUCCGUAUGGUUCAUUUGACAAAGGUUUCACAGACAUGAGAGCAGAAGAGAAUAGUAAUGGCAUCUUGUUUCAUCAUCCCACCACAUCUGAGCAGAUUGCUUCCAGUGAUUCAGAAGAAGAGCACCCUGGAAUAGACGGUUUUCAAAUCAUUGGAGAUGCUAAACCAGGAUGCGGACUUCUAGCAUGUGGUUUUCCUGUACGAGGGACUUCUCUUUGUAUAUUUCAGUGGAUUCGGCAUCUUCAAGAUGGCACAUUACAGUAUAUUGAAGGUGCCACAAAUCCAGAAUAUGUAGUCACUGCUGAUGAUGUCGAUAAACUGAUUUCUGUUGAGUGUGUUCCAAUGGAUGACAAUGGCCGUCAGGGGGAAUUAGUAAAACGUUUCGCCAAUGAUCAAAACAAAAUAACAUGUGACCCAGAAAUGCAACUGAUGAUUGACUCACAUAUAUCUAAAGGUCAUGCUAUGUUUAGUGUUUUGCUGCUGAUGGAUUCUCUUGAUAAUUGGGAAGCUGCAACUCUCAUUUUGAGACGGUCAAGCUACCAAGUGAAGGUCAAUAGUACAGAAACUUCGCCGAUUGCAGAGAACUUUUCAAAGCACUUAUCAAUCAAAAUUCCUUCUGGGCUCUCAGCGCAAUUUGUUUUAACAUGUUCUGAUGGAUCUUCCUAUCCUUUUAAUGCGUACAAUGAUGUAGGAAUGCGUGAUACUAUCGUGUUGACCAUGAGAAUGUUCCAAAGCAGGGCAUUAGACGAGAAGAGGAAAGGAAGAGCAUAGAUCAUCUUCGCCCUUUUGAGCACAAUGGUCUUAGUAUUUAUUCUUGGAGGAAACAGAACAAUAAAAGUCCUCAUUAAGGUUUGUAAUAUAUGUAACUAAACCUUGUGUAACAGUGCCAAUAAAAGAAGAGCCCUCCUCCUGGCCGGGUGGGAGCUUAAAAAAAAGGUGGGAUAGUCGUAGGGAGAAAUUAUUUGAAAGGAGAAGAAUACUGUGACUGAUAGAUUCUACAAACAAAUGAAGAUACAGUGAAAAAGACAGUUUUGAGAUGAGAGAGAUGCUGAUAAUCUGAAUUAUGAUCAUUCCAUUACCUUAUUUCUAUGGUUUUGGUUGUUUGAGAA